This is a messenger RNA of Fusarium verticillioides 7600, 2654 nucleotides long. Its product is annotated as mitochondrial chaperone BCS1. The record is from RefSeq and is a predicted model, not a curated record. Gene Ontology annotation, biological process: mitochondrial respiratory chain complex III assembly; protein insertion into mitochondrial inner membrane from matrix. NCBI's taxonomy places the organism in Eukaryota, Fungi, Ascomycota, Sordariomycetes, Hypocreales, Nectriaceae. Gene Ontology annotation, molecular function: ATP binding; ATP hydrolysis activity. Bases 393 to 2411 code for a protein of 672 amino acids. The transcript has a single exon. Gene Ontology annotation, cellular component: mitochondrial inner membrane.
GACUCAAGUGGCUCAGUUCGUGAGCUGUAAGGCUGAUGGCGCCCUUUCGCAUAUGAUGAGGGUGUGGAUGCCUCCUCUUUCUACCUACCUAGUCCGCAUCAGUAUCACGUUUCGUGCGUGCAAACUUGACGCUUAUAAAACCUUUCGUCGCCUCUCUCACUUCAACUUUUCCUCUUACACAACUCGCCUCCAUCCUCUCUAGCUAUAUUCAUCACAGGUCUCAACUAUCCUUCCCUACAAGGAGAGACCACCCUCAGCAACAAGUCUUGUGUGAGCGAGGAAGCCCUUUGAUUAGGUAUUCCUGGCAUCCUUACUCCAGGUCCGGAGAUUUCUUGCUCUCUGUGGGCUUGUCAUACACUCUUGACAUACAACAUUCAUCGACGCACGUUAGCAUGAUAGGACCAUUUGCGUUCCUGCAGACCAUCUCCCACGCCCAAAGUAUGGAGACCCUCAACACAACUGGCGAGGCCACUGGUCUCCCAAGUGCGCCUCCUUCACAGUUUGCCAUCUUGGACUUUCUAUUCCCUGGCUUUUCCACCUUUUCAAGUAUCGUCCAUGCUUAUCUCGGUAUCGACCUUAACCUCUACAUCCCCCUCCUCCUGGUUAUCUCCGGUAUCAUGUUUGCCUGGAACUAUAUCACUGAGUAUUCAUGGAGCAUCAUUGGUCAGCAUCUCAUGUCUGCCGUACGCAUUCGCACCGACGAUGAGAUCUACAACAUAGUGAUGGCCUGGGUGGCAAACCAACGAUUUGCCCAAGGUUCUCGACGUUUCAUGGUCAACACAAACAUCAACUCUAGGAGUUGGUUCUUGUUUCGAUGGGAUGACGAAGACAACGAAGAGGAAGAAUCUGGCUCAACUAAGAAGCCUCUUCAGUAUACCCCUUCGGUCGGUUCUCACUUCUUCUGGUACAAGGGCCAUAUCCUUCUCUUCGAGCGCCAUGAGAACCGUGAGCGCUCUGGGUUCCUGACCUCGAGCGAGCGAGAGGAACUGUCCAUCUCUUGCUUCGGUCGCAACCCCCGUAUCAUUAAGGAGCUCCUUGUCGACGCUCGUGAACAGUAUCUGAAAAAGGACGAGAGGAAGACCAUCAUUUACCGUGGUUCGCUUGGUCAAAAUGGCGGCGAUCCAACAUGGCAACGAUGCAUGAGUCGAGCUAGUCGCCCCAUUUCCACGGUUAUCCUCAACGAAAAGGUCAAGCAAGACGUGAUUGCGGACGUCACCGACUAUCUUGACCCCAACACCCGCCGCUGGUACUCCAACCGCGGUAUCCCUUACCGCCGUGGGUACCUUCUUUACGGCCCCCCUGGAACCGGAAAGAGUUCGCUUAGUCUGGCCUUGGCUGGUUUCUUUCGCAUGCGAAUCUACAUGGUCAGCUUGAGCUCUACCAUGGCUAGUGAAGAGAACCUCGCAACGCUUUUUGCCGAGCUCCCUCGCCGUUGUGUGGUACUUCUGGAGGAUAUUGACACUGCUGGUCUCACUCAUACUCGUGAGGAUACAAAGGGUGAAAACACAGCAGAAGCUGUUGUGCCUGUCACCACCGCACCCGCCAAGCCUGGUCUCCCCCCUACUACAGCACCUGCGCUCCCGGGUCGACUUUCACUAUCGGGACUCCUCAAUAUCCUUGAUGGUGUCGCCUCUCAAGAAGGACGCGUCCUUAUCAUGACUACCAACCAUCUUGAGAAGCUUGACAAGGCUCUUAUCCGUCCCGGCCGUGUCGAUAUGAUUGUUGAAUUCGGUCGUGCCGACGUUGAUAUGAGUGCCUCCAUCUUCCGUGCCAUCUACGCCCCUUAUGAGGGAGAGGGUGCGUCUGGAAAGGACGUGGAAAUCCUGGAACCCGAGGAGGCUCAGAGGCAGGCUGCGUUGGCUGAAAAGACCCGCCAGGAGACCAUGGAGCGAGUUAAUGCUCUUGCCGAUAAGUUCGCUGCCAAGAUGCCCGAGCUCGAAUUCAGCCCUGCCGAAAUCCAAGGAUUGCUUCUCAAGCACAAGCGUAACCCCGAGGCCGCCAUCGACGCUGUGGAUGAGUGGGUGGUUGAAACUCGCAAGGAGAAGAAGCAAAAGGAAAUCGAGGAUGCGGAGAAGCGACGCAAGGAGGAGCAGGAGGCUCGCAAGGCGGAAGCCAAGAAGAAGCGCAAGGAGGAACGAGCAAAGGCGAAGAAGGCCAAGGCUAAAGCCAAGCGAAAGAGUAACGGCGAGAGCUCUGGUUCCGACUCUUCUGAUUCUGAUACCGAAUCCGAGACUGAAAACCGCACCAACGAGAAGAAGGAUGAAAAGAAGGACGACAAGGACACGGAGAAAUCUGAAGACAAGCCUAUGGAGGUUGAGGAAAAGAAGAAACUGGAGGUUCCAGACGAGGAUGUAAGCAAGUCCAAGGGAACUUCUGAUUCUGGAUAUGACACCCCCAACACUGCUUCGUAAUCAUUUGCAUGCGUGGAAGAGUCUGAUAGAGAACGCAUACAGCGGCGUUGGAUGGAAGUUUUCUGCAUUUAUCAACUUUAAAGAUUGAGCAUCUCCAAUAGCGUCAGCGUCGCUUUGAAAAUACACUUAAUAGCCAUACUUCAGUUUGUCAAGUCUUUGCUUUUCACAGUGGCUCAUAUAUCACAAAAGUUAGCAUAAUGAUAGUCCAACUUGUGAGCUGUGCAGCUUUCAUCGAAUCUGAGU